Molecule: messenger RNA, 1697 nt
Organism: Archocentrus centrarchus (flier cichlid)
Lineage: Eukaryota; Metazoa; Chordata; Actinopteri; Cichliformes; Cichlidae
Gene: pus1
Product: pseudouridine synthase 1
Exons: 6
Coding region: 274-1536 (420 amino acids)
Biological process (GO): tRNA pseudouridine synthesis; mRNA pseudouridine synthesis
Cellular component (GO): nucleus
Molecular function (GO): RNA binding; pseudouridine synthase activity
Source: RefSeq, a predicted model, not a curated record
GCUUUCCAUGUGUGCAUGUGCAUGUAAAUGUCAGCUUUAAUGCAGAGCGUUUCACUACGAUAUAGCGACUGUUUCUCCCCCGUAUUCCUAUAUAUUUAUUAGCAUAGUCAUUAAGCCUCGUUUAGACCUCUGGGAUACCCUUUUAAAGUUAGUUUUAGUUAGUUAAAUUAUUUGCUAAUUCGCGCUAGCUCAGGCUCUUCAGCUUGCAGAGCAGCUUGCAUCUUUCGCAGGAUCUUUUAGCUGCAGUUUUUUCUAAAGAUGGUUUAGCCUGACAUGUUUCGGGUCCGACCGCUGCUCUGUGCCUUAUUUUACCACAGACAGACAGAGAGAAACGGGAGGCUUUCUAAGUUCUUUCGCAUGAUGAGUGAAGGGAACAUGGAGAAGCAAACAGCUACACUGUUGAAAAGGACCAGUGAGGAAAAUGAAGACUCAGCUGAGAGGGUCCAGGCAGCUAAAAGGCUGAAAACAGAAGGGGAACAACCUGAAGAUGAAAAGAAAUUUCCCAAAAAGAAAGUGGUCCUCCUUAUGGCGUACUCCGGGAAGGGAUAUUAUGGGAUGCAGAGAAAUCCUGGAAACUCCCAGUUCAGGACCAUUGAAGAUGAUCUGGUUGCUGCUCUUAUUAAAUCUGGUUGCAUUCCUGAAAACCAUGGUGAUGAAAUGAAGAAGAUGUCUUUCCAAAGAUGUGCCAGAACAGAUAAGGGCGUGUCUGCAGCUGGCCAAGUGGUGUCUCUAAAAGUGAGGAUGAUUGAUGACCUAAUUGAAAAAGUCAAUGAGCAUCUGCCACCGCAGAUCAGAGUGCUUGGACUGAAACGAGUGACGCAGGGUUUCAAUUCCAAAAACAACUGUGAUGCUCGUACAUACUCGUACAUGCUUCCAACAGUGGCCUUUUCCCCAAAAGACUAUGAUACAGGGAAUAUAGCAGAAUUUCGCCUGGAACCAGAGACGCUUCAGAAGGUGAAUCGCCUUUUUGCCCUCUACAAAGGAACACAUAACUUCCACAACUUCACCUCCCAGAAGGCUCCAAAUGACCCCAGUGCUCGCCGCUACAUCACAGAGAUGUCCUGCGGUGAGCCUUUUAUCCGCAGAAAUCAUGAGUUUGCAGUAAUCAAUGUGCGAGGCCAGAGCUUCAUGCUGCACCAAAUCCGCAAGAUGAUUGGCCUGGUGAUUGCAGUGAUCAAGGGCUAUGCAAAGGAGGAGGUGAUCGAGCGGAGCUGGGGGCAGGACAAGGUAGAUGUUCCCAAAGCUCCGGGACUUGGCCUCAUCCUGGAAAGGGUUCACUUUGACCGGUACAAUAAACGUUUCGGAGGGGACGGGCUGCAUGAGAAGCUGGAAUGGGAUCGGGAAGAGGAGGCAAUCAAGGCCUUUAAAGAGUCCCAUAUCUACCCCACCAUUAUUGAGACAGAGUGUGAAGAGGGCUCCAUGGUGAGCUGGAUGUCUACACUGCCUAUUCAUGACUUUGAUGCCACAGCUACUGAAGUGCAAGACAGUAAAGUUAAAAAACAGGAUGAUGCAGAUGAAGGUAAUGCCUCUGAUUAGGCCAGUCUUCCUGCAGAAAGAAGAUACAUCAUCUCACCAAAGCACUCUUUGUUUUUUUAGGAAUUUUUUUUCACAAACUGGUAUUCUAGCUGUUUUUGAGUGAGAUUAAAUCAUAUUUCUUUUUUUUUCUUCUUUUUUUUUUUUUAUAAAUGUUAUUAACA